CUUUACUUCAAGUCUUAACACUUUACACCCAACACAACCAUUCAAAACAGUCGAAAGGAGUUCGACUCUUGUAACACUUACAAUUGUAUCUGAAACGUGCGGUCCGUAGAAAUUUCAUUGUGAAUUUUUUAAAUAUUUUGUAAAAGUUUUGUUAAUUUUUAAAUUCGGUUAGCGAAAAGUUCGUUUUGAAUAAAUUUUCCAUUUUGUCUUACACUUUGUAAAAUAACAAUUGCAAUCACGACUUUGUUUUAAGGCAUUUUGUUGAACGAACUCAAGGAAGUGCAUUUCGUUAAUGUUCAUUUUUGCAUUCAUUUUUGCAUUCAUUUUUAUUAAAAGCAACGAUUUGUGUUAAGUGCAAAACGAAAUUCUAUUUUAAAAAUAAAUUUUGAAAAGAAAGCAGAUUUUUUAAAAGCAAUUUAUUGCAUUUUCAAGUAAAAGUGCUGUGAUUUUUUUGUGAUCGUCAGAUAAUUGCUUAAUUGCAGUUUUAAUUAAUUGUUAAUUAAUUUUCAUUUUUUGAACGAAACAAAAAACAAAAGACCCAAAAAAAUGAAAUUCUUCAGCGUUUUAUUCACUAUUGUUUUGACAGUAGCUUUGGUUGCUGGUCAACAAUUCCUGCUUGGACAAUUUCCAUCCACAGUGCAUAGUCAAUUUAAUUAUAAUACAUUAGAUGCAGUACCACAAGGCAGUAAUGUCAGAGAUCCAAGACAAAAUAGAGGACCAGUUGUGUUCCCACCUUCACCACCAAAUCCACUUGAUGAAUCCAGCGGCGUAGUAGUCGGAGCUUCAGGUUACGGUUUUGUGCCACCACAACAAAAUAAUGGUGUUUUUGGUUAAGCUUGUAAUUCAAUACAUGAGACAGAUACCAAAUACAUACUAAUUAUAACUCAGGCAUUGCUUUAAGAAGAACCACACAUACACACACACACAAUAGAUAAUUACAUUAAAUUAAAAUCAGAGCUAAACUU
Teleopsis dalmanni is the source of this 965-nucleotide messenger RNA. RefSeq lists its product as uncharacterized. The transcript has 4 exons. The coding region runs from base 547 to 834 and encodes 95 amino acids. The record is from RefSeq and is a predicted model, not a curated record. Lineage: Eukaryota; Metazoa; Arthropoda; Insecta; Diptera; Diopsidae.